Lagenorhynchus albirostris (white-beaked dolphin) is the source of this 757-nucleotide messenger RNA. It is a transcript of the gene BAX, whose product is annotated as BCL2 associated X, apoptosis regulator. Lineage: Eukaryota; Metazoa; Chordata; Mammalia; Artiodactyla; Delphinidae. Gene Ontology annotation, cellular component: mitochondrial outer membrane. The record is from RefSeq and is a predicted model, not a curated record. Gene Ontology annotation, biological process: release of cytochrome c from mitochondria; extrinsic apoptotic signaling pathway in absence of ligand; intrinsic apoptotic signaling pathway in response to DNA damage. The transcript has 6 exons. Gene Ontology annotation, molecular function: protein heterodimerization activity; channel activity; protein homodimerization activity. The coding region runs from base 98 to 676 and encodes 192 amino acids.
UGAGAGGACGCACGCUCAGCGGGGCACUCACGUGACCAGGGGCGUGCUGCGGCCGCCCGGGCGGACCCGGCGAGAGGCGGCGGCGGGAGCGGCGGUGAUGGACGGGUCCGGGGAGCAACCCAGAGGCGGGGGGCCCACCAGCUCUGAGCAGAUCAUGAAGACAGGGGCCCUUUUGCUUCAGGGUUUCAUCCAGGAUCGAGCAGGGCGAAUGGGGGGAGAGACGCCCGAGCUGGGCCUGGAGCAGGCGCCCCAGGAUGCAUCCACCAAGAAGCUGAGCGAGUGUCUCAAGCGCAUUGGAGAUGAACUGGACAGUAACAUGGAGCUGCAGAGGAUGAUCGCGGCCGUGGACACAGACUCCCCCCGAGAGGUCUUUUUCCGAGUGGCGGCCGAAAUGUUUUCUGACGGCAACUUCAACUGGGGCCGGGUUGUCGCCCUUUUCUACUUUGCCAGCAAACUGGUGCUCAAGGCCCUGUGCACCAAGGUGCCCCAGCUGAUCAGGACCAUCAUGGGCUGGACCCUGGACUUCCUUCGAGAGCGGCUGCUGGGCUGGAUCCAGGACCAGGGUGGUUGGGACGGCCUCCUCUCCUACUUUGGGACACCCACGUGGCAGACAGUGACCAUCCUCGUGGCCGGAGUACUCACUGCCUCGCUUACCAUCUGGAAGAAGAUGGGCUGAGGCCACCAGCGGCCUUGGACUGUGUCUUUUCUGCAUAAAUUAUGGCAUUUUUCGGGAAGGGUGGGGACUGGGGGCCAUGGG